Molecule: messenger RNA, 573 nt
Organism: Symbiodinium natans
Lineage: Eukaryota; Dinophyceae; Suessiales; Symbiodiniaceae
Source: the annotation of a GenBank genome assembly
AUGGUUGCUGAGCCCCGGGCGCUCCAGAACCUGUCGACAGUCGUCGUGGGUUUGGUGGCCACUUCGAUUCCAGCCGGGCUUUCGCUAGCCGCUGGCUUUCUGUGGACAGCUCGGGUGGAGUGGGCCUGGACAAUUCUCGGAGCUGUCCUCUUGGACCUCGGCGUGUUGCACCUCAAGGCGCUCCUCCAGCACCCACGGCCGGUCUCCCAUCCUGCAUAUGUUCUUCCCUCCGAGGGGCCCUUCGGCAUGCCCUCAGAGCAUGCGGCCUUCGCGGCGUUUCUUGUUGGGCAGCUUCACGCCAGGCAGACACGGCUGGCAGCAGCGGGCUUCAGGCGCAGUGUCCGCGCUGCCUGUUUGGGCCUCCUUGUCCUCUGGGCUCUUGGCGUGAUCCUCAUGCGCUACAUCACCGGCGCCCACUCCAUCGUGCAGCUGCUCGCAGGAGCAGGCUGUGGUCUUUGCGCCAGCAUUGUUUGGUGGAAGCUGGAGGCGGGUCCACUGGCAGAUGCCAUGGUGCUCGGCCAGUGCUUCACGGAUUCUGCCCGCCGCUGCGUGAUCGCCCUCUAUGGCUGCUGA